Molecule: messenger RNA, 5933 nt
Organism: Scophthalmus maximus (turbot)
Lineage: Eukaryota; Metazoa; Chordata; Actinopteri; Pleuronectiformes; Scophthalmidae
Gene: rims4
Product: regulating synaptic membrane exocytosis 4
Exons: 6
Coding region: 1367-2182 (271 amino acids)
Biological process (GO): calcium ion-regulated exocytosis of neurotransmitter; positive regulation of synaptic transmission; regulation of synaptic plasticity
Cellular component (GO): cytoskeleton of presynaptic active zone; presynaptic membrane
Molecular function (GO): transmembrane transporter binding; small GTPase binding
Source: RefSeq, a predicted model, not a curated record
GAGAUGCAGUUGAGUCUAUGAGGCAGGGGUUGUUGUUUUUUUUGGUAGAAGGACAUGAAGGUCACGUCUCGUCUUUCUUCUUGACAAAAUUGAACAAUAAUCUGUUGUCAAAUAUGCUUUGAGAGACACCAGGAAGUGGAUAGAGAGAGAGAGAGAGAAAUUGAAAACUCGUCCUGCUCUGCUCUGCUUCCACUUCCCCCCAAGCCACACCCAUAUUCCCUCAUCCACAUUUUCAUUGGUCCGACUGUCGGCAGUCGCCUGCUCUCCGUCCCCUGCGUCCUCUCUCCUCCCUCCUCUCCCUCUCUCACAACAGUGAAUGAGUUCACUCAGACACAAGCUGUUAAACAGUGCAGCCUCUCUCUCUCGCUCUCUCUCUCUCUCCGUCCUUCCUUCCUCGUCUCCGGAGCAGACAGUCAGCCCGAGCAUCGGCACGGCAACAGAGGAGAGAGGAGGACGGUGAGCGUCGUUGACGGCAACUCUCUACGUUCAGAGCGUUGACACCAACCGCAGCAGCAGCAGAGUGUUUUUCUGUGAUGCAGUUCAAAGCAAAGCAGAAGCAACAGAUUGCCCUCAGUUGCAAUUGUUGCUGCAACUGAUGCUCCCCUGGGGGCUGAUCUGGGCUUGCGGGGGAAACGGAGACAAUUUUGCGACAUCUCCCGUGGCUGUGGUCGUCUCCUGGGUCACCGAGCAAAUGACAACGCCGCGUGACAGAAACGAGAAGCUUUGAUUCCGUCCGACAGCGACACACGUUCUGUCAGCAUCACCUCCUCCUCCCUUCCUCCCUCACAUCCCCCCUUCCUCCCUCACAUCCUUACCUCCUUACGACCGGGCGUCGGAGCUGUGGAUGCGCGGAGGCUGGAGGACGUCGGAUCGACAUGCUGUGAAACAAUAAAGAGCAAGAUGAUGUUUUGAUCGGACGCAGGUAAGAAAGUCCAUCACGCCGUCAGCUGGACUUCUGAGGAUGAAGAGGAGGACGCACACGAGCAUCUGCUGGAGAACGGGAGCAAAACAAGAAUCCGGAAACUAAAGAAAGAGAGAUAUAACUGCUACAUAAGGACAUAUUCAGAUACAUAUCUACACACAUACAGAAACAUAUCGGACUCCCUGUGGAUGUUGCAUCUCAUCUGACACUCAAAAGGUCAAAACAUCACAAUCCUCCUUCGGCGUCAACUUCCGAUUUCGGUCGGCGUGAGAGCAUCUCCGUGGUUCCCGUGGGGACUCUCUUCCUUUUCCGUGGGUGAGGUGGAUCUGCCCGUGGGGGGGCAGCUGACAGCCGUCCAAGACGCCGCGAGCCGUACUCCGCGUGAAGAAUGCCCAGCCGCGCCUGGCCAAGCCGGCCGACCCGGGCCCGACGGCGGGCCUCUACAUGGAGCGGUCGCAGAGUCGCAUCAGCCUGUCGGCGUCGUUCGAGGCGCUCGCCAUCUACUUCCCCUGCAUGAACUCCUUCGACGAGGACGACGGGGUGGACACUGAGGGCAGGAAGUUGAAGGGACAAAUCCAGAGGAGCACGGAGACCGGUCUGGCGGUGGAGAUGCCCAGUCGCACCGUCCGGCAGGCGAGUCACGAGUCCAUCGAGGACAGCAUGAACAGCUACGGCUCCGAGGGCAAUUUGAACUACAGCGGCAUGUGUCUGGCGUCCGACGCCCAGUUCAGCGACUUCCUGGUCGGGAUGGGACCCGCCCAGUUCGUUGGGCGGCAGACGCUGGCGACGACCUCCAUGGGUGACGUGGAGAUCGGCCUGAUGGAGAGGAACGGCGGUCUGGAGGUGGAGGUGGUCCAGGCCAGAGGACUCACCAUGAAACCGGGUUCAAAGGGACCUCCAGCCGCCUACAUCAAGGUCUACCUGCUGGAGAACGGCAGCUGCGUGGCCAAGAAGAAGACCAAGUCGGUGAGGAAGAGUCUGGAUCCUCUCUACAACCAGGUGCUGGUCUUCUCCGAGAGCCCGCAGGCGAAGGUGGUGCAGGUGAUCGUUUGGGGCAACUACGGAAGGAUGGACCGCAAAUGCUUCAUGGGCGUCGCCCGGAUCCUCCUGGAGGAGCUGGACCUCAGCUCGAUGGUGAUUGGCUGGUACAAGCUCUUCCCUACCUCCUCCAUGGUGGAUCCCACCAUGACGCCGCUCAUCCGCCACUCGUCCCAGAUGUCGCUGGAGAGCACCAUCGGCCCGUGUUGCGAGCGGUCCUAAGACUCACGGAACUAUUGUCGAUUCCGAACUAAGACACAUUUUCAAAACACCCUUGUCGACGUGUGUCCAGGUCGACCGGGUGCUGUCGCCCCCCCCCCCCCCCCCCCCCCCCCCCCCCCGGCGAAGGCAGCAGCUCAGUAUCUCACACGAGGGCACGUCGACGAGUCCAACCACACCGGGUGGAGCGAAUCACGCCCCGUCAUUGGGAAAUUAUUUAACAAAUCAGUAGGUAAUUCUGGCGCUCACUGGGAACGUACUGUACUUCUUUUGAUAUUGUACCAGACUGUUUCCCCGGGACUCCUCACGGGAACACACAUUUCUUUUGUUGUUGCGACGGAAUCGGCCCUUGAACACUUUGCUCUCUUCAGAUGUCUUUGUGGGGAAAUAAAGAAAGAAUCAGCUUAAUGAGAGAACUUCAAAGCUCCGCGGUCGACGUCGAUCGCAUCCUACUGGGACCACGACUCACUGCGGCUUCUUCGCAGCCUACACCUUUGGUUCUCCUUCCCGGGACCGAUCGUCGUGUCUCCGUGUCCUCGUUAUCGGGCCUGGACGGCUCCCGAGGAGUUUCUCUGCCCUCAGAUGGUUAGAGACAGCGGGAGCGUGGUGACGGCGGGUUGUGGUUGAAUGCCUCCGUGCGCAGCAGCGCUGACGAGAAAACGAAUCAGGCCUAUUUGUUGUAACCAACCAAGACAUCUUUGUUUCGAGCUGUUUUGGUUUUUCUCUGUCACACAUUUGGCCCCUGGACCUUCUGCUGGUUCUCUCUGCUCCCAGUUUGUUCGCUCUGUUGUAACGUUGGUUCCUGGGCGGAUGUGUAAGGUUUUGAGUUCCCAAAGACCAUGUGCCAUGAAUGAUCGAAGGGCCAGAACAUUGCAACAAAUAAGGACAUUGGCUGAUUUGAUUUGAUUUUUUUUGUGGAAGUCAUUUAAUAGUCAAAUCAGCCAAUGUCGGAAAAGUCUGAUCCAAGGGGCCGAUUUAACCUGGUUGUUUUAAUGAAUCUGUUUAGAAUGUGAACACCUGAACCACUUCAGCAGGUGAUUGUGACCAAACCAGAUGUGACGCACGUUAAAGCAUUGGUCUCGCCAAACAAUGUGUGUUGACCGGAAUCCUACACUGCGACGUUUUCACCGAAACGCGGCAAAUUCCAACAUCUGGUGUCGCACCUGGAUUCUCUCUGGAUGUUAUGAAUUUAAUAUAGAAUUUGAUUGUAACUUGUAUUAAGAAGGGGCUGAAUUCAGAUGCGUGUGAGCAGCACCUCCAAAUGCAACGCGGCUCAACAUUAGCGGUAGCUAAACCUGGCAUGAACUAGCAGGGGGCUAAAUGGGGUCUGAGAUUUGACGGGGUUUUUUUCUUCAUUUGGUUCAAUUCUUCUCUGUGUUGUUCAAAAUGUCCAAAUUCCACUUGGUUGUGCAGGUUACAACAAGUGCAGGGUGACGAUGGUGAUGAUGUUGUUGUACAUCUACAGUUGUUGCCGGAGGCAUCGAGGACACGAGCCCGCGACUGAGAACUUGAGCUGUACAUCCCAGCUUUAAAUCAAUAGUUUCGGAAUUUCUCUUUCGCUAAAAAGUAGAUUUUUAAGAUUCCUCCUCUUUUCUUUUUCUUUCUUAAACAAAGAAACAAAAAAGCUUUGGCUAACAGUUCCUGAAGAACAAUUUCUACUGUGCCAAUUUUCUACCAGCAAGUGUCUUCUCCUUCCUCCGUCUUCUCCAGUUUACCUUGUGGCAUAAAUCGGGUGCCAGUGACGAGGGAGGAAAACAGAAACGACCGCUCUCCGCCAUGUGAAUCUUUUAUCCUAAAUUACAGCCCUAAUGCACAGAGCGGAGGGGCGAACCUGGUGAUUAGCCUCCGUGUGGAGGAAAGAGAGGGAGGAGAGAGGAAGCAUGAAAUGUUCUUUGCAUCCUCCAAACAAAAGGAUCCGUCGGAGCUCGUCAGGCUUCACAGUCAUCGCCCCCCAAAAAAAGGACAAAAAUAGGACGAAUUUAAAAGGAACACACUCGUUUGUUGAAGAACAGGAUGUGUCUUUUUAUUUGGGGCACUUUAUGAUUCCUUUUGUAUCAGUAAACACGAUUGUUGUCAUGGUGCGUUCACACGGGAGGCAUAUGGUCAUCUCCCUUCCACGUCCUCCGACAAACCUCGACUGAAGUCACCGACGCGUUCGCCUCGAUCCAUUCGCGUCUAGUUGCGUCUUUGCGUCGACUUCGUGUGUGAUCUCCUCGCGCGAAUAGUUCCCGUCGGGUCCGGUGUCAACGCACCUUUGGCGUCUUUCAGCCAAAGUUCAUCUUAUAAUGACUGAUUGUGUUCAAAACUCUGGAGGAGGGCAGCGAGAGAGCGUUGCUAGGUAACUGUAAGAUUGUAGCAUUAGCUGUUAGCAUCUGCAUGACCGAUUAAUAACGUCUCAUUAAUAAUUAGCAGACAACUAGAUAAGGCUAAGCAUGAGCUACACGCUACACCGAGAGAGAGGACAAGUGAAAUAUACAGUACGUUGGGCCGCGACCCAAAUAUUAGUAUGUAGCAGUUGAAUUCAGAAGAGCGACAGAAUUUCAUCUUUGCUUUUUUCUUUCACAGACAAUAAAAUGAGAGCUGUAACAAGAAAACAAACAAAAAAUGAUACACCUCAUAUUUAGCUAAUUAAUUAAUUUUUAUUUUUAACUUCAAGGCAAUAUUCAGAUUGAGAUUUCAGAACAAGAUUUCUCUUCCACUCAUGGAAAAUGAUAUUGACAUCAAACCAUACUGUACAAUGUGCAGUCAUUUUUACUCCAGAACAGAAGUGGCCUCUGUUUUGCCAGUAGCAGCGUUGCAGGGAUAUUAAAUCUGUUAGAUAUAUUAGAUCUAUUUCCUUAACAAAUUAGCUACAUUCUGUAAAGCAAUAAUCAAACAAACAUCCAGUCAUUGCAGUUUGUUUUUUUUGCAUAUAACAGGACAUUUUGAAGCUUUAAUUUCUUUGACACGUAGCGUCAUGUCGUCAGCAGCUGAUUUAUUGUAAUUCUGAUUUGAAAAAAUCUUGAAAAUCAGAAGACGUGAACUGAAAAUAUUUUUUUUUUUAAGGUUUGUCAUUUUACUGCAGCUCAUUCAUGUCGUCAUCCAUAACUUGUUCCAGGCAAAGUGUCAAAAUGUAACGUCCCAUGGUCACAUGAGAACUUUUGAUUUGAAAAAUGCGGGAUCGUUUUUCACGACUCAUUUCACAUCGAGUAGCAUGGAUUUUACUCUACAGUAGUUAGGACAGAAGGGAUUUUUAUAAUAAACGGAAUGACUAACAAGGUUGAUAUUAGAGGCAGUUGUAUAAAAUCGAAUAUAUAUACAUGUGUAAUGAUAUUUUAAAAAGUCAAGUAAUGUCUUUCAAUGUGACCCAAGGAAUGUGUUUUUUCGUCCGUGUUUUCUUUUGUGCCAAAUGUUUGAGGGCUGAUUUCUCACCAGAGGACCAAUGAAAGAGGAACGUUUACAACAAUGUGGCAUUAAAAUCUUCUGUCAGAUCAAUGCCCGUGUGGCUACAACAACAAUAACUUUGCAUGACAAUGAGCUAUAUUCAAUGCCGAUAGAUCAACAUGAGGGGGUUAUUAAGUCGCCGUGGUAACCAUCAAAGAAGUUUUCCCAUGUAUCUCCGUCUGACCUGCAGCAGCCGCCUGUACGACACAAGUCAACAGACGCGUUAUGAGUCGCGUGCAGUAAAUGAUGGGGCGUCUGUGAUGGAUAUGGUUGACGACUCUGGCGUCAGUGUGACAGAAAAUAAAUGCCAACGUUGCAGGAUUAAGAGUUA